Molecule: messenger RNA, 1637 nt
Organism: Euleptes europaea (tarantolino)
Lineage: Eukaryota; Metazoa; Chordata; Lepidosauria; Squamata; Sphaerodactylidae
Gene: TXLNG
Product: taxilin gamma
Exons: 9
Coding region: 30-1421 (463 amino acids)
Biological process (GO): regulation of cell cycle
Molecular function (GO): syntaxin binding
Source: RefSeq, a predicted model, not a curated record
UGAACAGCAAGUGUACAGGACUGAAUGCAAUGCUGCAGUGUUCAGAAACAAAUUAUGAUGGCACAGAAAAUGCAGGUGCAUUGGAGGAGGUUGUGGAUUACAUAGCCAGAAACAGAAAGCUGUUGGGACCUGCAUUCUGUGCUGAAGAUCUGCGAGAAGAGACUCCUGGGAGAGAAGAAACUCGUAUUGACCCACCUGAUGGCCAGCAAGACCCAGAAGUUGAGAAAAACAAAGAGAAAACCUUAGGAAAAGAAGUAUUAUUACUGAUGCAGGCUUUAAAUACUCUUGCCACUCCAGAAGAAAAGUUGGCAGCCCUCUGCAAGAAAUAUGCUGAUCUGUUGGAGGAAAGCCGAAAUGUUCAACGGCAGAUGAAGGUGCUGCAGAAGAAGCAGGCUCAAGUUGUGAAAGAGAAGGUUCACUUGCAGAGUGAGCAUAGCAAGGCCAUCCUAGCGCGCAGCAAACUGGAAUCUCUCUGUCGUGAGCUUCAGCGCCAUAAUAAAACUAUAAAGGAAGAGAACAUGCAGCAAGCUCGUGAAGAGGAGGAGAGGCGCAAAGAAGCAACUGCACACUUCCAGAUCACACUGAAUGAAAUUCAGGCUCAGCUGGAACAGCAUGGUAUACACAAUGCAAAGCUGCGCCAAGAAAAUGUUGAGUUGGGAGAGAAACUGAAGAAACUCGUAGAACAGUAUGCACUGCGAGAAGAACAUAUGGACAAAGUCUUCAAGCAUAAGGAACUACAACAGCAGCUGGUGGAUGCUAAGCUUCAGCAAACGACACAGCUCAUAAAAGAAGCUGAAGAAAAGCAUCAGAGAGAAAGGGAGUUCUUCUUAAAGGAAGCUACUGAGUCCAGACACAAAUGUGAACAGAUGAAGCAACAAGAAACCCAAUUAAAACAGCAGCUUUCUCUUUACAUGGACAAAUUUGAGGAGUUCCAGACAACAAUGGCAAAAAGUAAUGAACUUUUUACAACUUUCAGACAAGAGAUGGAAAAGAUGACCAAGAAGAUUAAGAAACUGGAAAAAGAGACAAUAGUUUGGCGUACAAAAUGGGAAAACAACAACAAAGCUCUUCUGCAAAUGGCCGAAGAAAAAACAGUUAAAGAUAAAGAAUAUAAAGGCUUUCAGAUAAAACUCGAGCGUUUGGAAAAGCUGUGCAGGGCUCUUCAAACAGAGAGAAAUGAGCUGAAUGAGAAGGUGGAAGUCCUUAAAGAACAGGUUGCUGUAAGGGAAGCGGAUGUUGAUCUGGCUGUACGGGUGUUGCAGUCAUGCACACUCAGUUCCCAUGAGAAGCUGGGGAUUUCUACCAAUGGAGCAGAAGAAGGAAUUCAACCAGAUCCUGGAUUGACGGUGGCAACUGAAGGAAAUAGCUCUGAAAAAACUGUCUGCCUAGAUUCCAUUCCUACCACAGAUUUUGUUGACUAAAGUGUAAACACUGUAUUGAGAGAUAUAUUUUGUGUAUAACUUUAACUGGUGGUGGUAACUAUUAGUUUUGUGGUGAACAUUUUCUUACUUUUUCUACCAUAUCUGUAUUUUCUUAGAACAACAGAACUUGCCUGGUACAGUAAGCUGCAUAGCGGCUAUUGAAUAGCUUAUCUAUAAAUUUUCCACAACUGUGUUGCACAUCUGCCUCAUUUUUUU